Messenger RNA from Halichondria panicea, 1000 nucleotides. Its product is annotated as ras-related protein Rab-32-like. Lineage: Eukaryota; Metazoa; Porifera; Demospongiae; Suberitida; Halichondriidae. The record is from RefSeq and is a predicted model, not a curated record. Gene Ontology annotation, biological process: phagosome-lysosome fusion; endosome to lysosome transport. Gene Ontology annotation, molecular function: GTPase activity; GTP binding. Gene Ontology annotation, cellular component: phagocytic vesicle; lysosome; late endosome. Bases 189 to 824 code for a protein of 211 amino acids. The transcript is spliced from 7 exons.
GUGGCAUGUGACUUUCGAUUGAACCCAAAAAAGUCUCGAAAAAAGUAGCUAUUGCAUCUUGAUCUUGUUCUUGACUUGCUGCUGAGGCUAUAGUACUGUGUAGACCUGCUGUAUUACAAGAUCACCUGAUCCAUCAUAAGAGAUCCAUUCAUCACAGUAUACCACACACAGCUCAAUAACUAGUAAACAUGACUGCAGCUGGAGGCAAGCAGGAACACUUGUACAAGGUGCUAGUGAUCGGAGACCUGGGAACGGGCAAGACAAGCAUCAUUAAGCGAUAUGUCCACCAAUUCUUCUCCCCGCACUACAGAGCCACGAUUGGUGUGGAUUUCGCACUCAAAGUACUGAACUGGGACAACAAUACGACCAUCAGACUACAGCUAUGGGACAUUGCAGGGCAAGAACGGUUUGGCAACAUGACCAGAGUCUACUACAAGGAGGCAGUGGGUGCCUUUGUGGUGUUUGAUGUGACUCGACUCUCCACCUUUGAGGCAGUGCAGACAUGGAAGGCAGAUCUGGACAGUAAAGUGCUGUUACCCAAUGGGAAGCCCAUCCCUGCAGUCCUACUAGCUAACAAGUGUGAUCUUGCCAGUGAGGGUUUCCUAGGCAACGUGAACCAGCUGGAAGAAUACUGCAGAGACAAGAACUUCCACGCCUGGUUUGAAACGUCAGCAAAGGAGAACAUUGGCAUCGAUGAGGCCGCACGCAGUUUAGUGGGAAAGAUUCUGGAGAAUGAUGAGAACAUAGACCACGCACAGUCAGAGUCUGAUGGCUUUACUCUGGACACUGAAGCACCAAAAACCAAAAAGGGAGGGUGCUGUUAGCUAGUGUGUGUGUGUGUCAUGCCCUCAGUCCUCAGUCUGUUAGUGACUUGCUGUUAGAUGCUGUAGAGUAGCGAGUGUGUUACAAUCGUGUUGUAUAUGUACUAUGUAUUUUUCUAUGUUUUGAGUGCACUAAAAAUUAAUUAAUAUCCCACACGCUAAAAAAGUUUGUUGUUCUA